Molecule: messenger RNA, 3688 nt
Organism: Gossypium arboreum
Lineage: Eukaryota; Viridiplantae; Streptophyta; Magnoliopsida; Malvales; Malvaceae
Exons: 6
Coding region: 374-3289 (971 amino acids)
Source: RefSeq, a predicted model, not a curated record
UUUGACAGACAAAUUGACCACAAAACAGAAGGCCUUUUAGCAGUGCGCGUGAAACUGAUCUGCAGCAGCGACCGCAGAUUAGGCGCUUUCAGAGCUCUCUCUUUUCACUGCCGAAUCCACACUUUGAUCAGUUCCAUCCAAAAUCCCUUCCAUUUGCUCGGUCUUUUCAAAUCCAAUAAUCCACCCCCCUUUUCUAUCCCAUAAUUCCUUCUCGUUUUUUCUGAAACGAAUCAUUUUACCUUUGCGUCAAGACAUGUAAAUAGUAACACUAAAAAGCGAAAAAAAAACCUCCUCUUUUUAUCUGCUCAUCUCUUUGCUGUCAUUUUCUCGCUGCUCUUCUUUGGCACUCCAUUAUUUGUCGGUGGUAAGAAAAAUGAAUGAACAAACGGGGAAAACGCCGUCAUCUCUGGCUAUAACGGAGAAGAAGCCUCAUAGGUCUGGUGGUUGUGUUGGCAUUUUCUUUCAACUCUUUGAUUGGAACAAAAGAUUUGCGAAGAAGAAACUUUUCUCGAGAAAAUUACUCCCUCCUACUCGUACCAAAGCUUCAAAGAGCUUUGGAGGAGAUGAAAAAAUGCCCAAAUCCAAGCUGCAUUUGAUUGCUGAUGAGAACAGUGGGGGUUUUCCAAAUGUGAAGAAAAAUGGUAAACAUUUUAGUAGUGAAGUGGAUCAAAAGCAUGAAAUGAAAGCUCCUGGUUUGAUUGCUAGGCUAAUGGGAUUAGAAUCCAUGCCAGCUUUGAAUAGAGAUAAGUCUCAUAAGAAAUCCAAGAUUUUAGGUAGUAAUCCUGAUGUUAAAGAUGAGAAAAUUGUGAUUUCUCAAUGUGGGAACAGUGGGAAAGAUUUGGAUUUAGCUAAGAGUAGCUCGAAAAUCGAGCCUCGACCUCAGAAGAUUCAGAAAAUAGAGCCAUAUGAUAGACGGAUGGUCACUAGAUUUGGAGCUGAGGCAUUACAAAUUAAGAGUGUUCUGUUGCGAUCAAAGAAGCAUCAUCAUCAUCAUCAAAAGUUUGUUUCUCCGAUUAAGAGUCCAAGGAUUUCUUCUGCGCGCAAUGCCUCUAGGACAUCUAGGUUGAUCGAUGCAGCUGCAAAAAUUUUGGAACCAGGGUUGCAAGCUACUAGUAAAGCGAAAUAUACUCUUGCUUAUCCAAGUCCUACUUCUUAUUCAAGUAAGAAUGAGGUUGUAACUGAGGCAAUUGUUUCACCAGAUAUGUUGGAACAAUCUGCUUGUAAUGUUAGUGCUGGUAAGUCUUUGGUUGGCCCAACAUCAUGCAAGAACUGUGGCAAUUUGCUCGAUGUUGUGGAGUCUAGAGCAAAGUUGGAGGAUCAGCAGUUUGUUUGUCUGUCCUCUGUGCCAAAUUUUGUAGAUGCUUCUUUGCAUGGAUUAGAAAAGAGUUGGCCAAGGUCUUCCCUGAUCUUGUUCGAUCAAGGGAAAGAGGUAACUUUUCAGAGAAGCCACGACCAACCAUUAUCUUUUACUGGUCAAGAAGAGGACAUUGUUCAGUCUGGUAAUGAACCUGGUACAUUUAGAAGAGACGCUAGAGCUCAAGCUCAAUGGCAUUCAACAAGCCAACCUGGAAAAUUUCAAAAGAAUGAAAAGCCUCCUGUUGGUUUCAAGCUGAGGAAUCAAAGUCAGAAUCAUACAUCGUUAGACAGGGAUAGAAUCCCGGCAAAGGCUAAACUAAGUACUCUUCGAAGUAGGAAAGCUGCUUCUGGUGCAAAUGCUGUUGGUGGGGUCAAAGAUUUUGUUGCCCUGAACAGAAGCUUAAGUAGUCACACCCGACAUAGAGUGCCAGUCAAAGUGGAUAGCUCUCCUAUUGACAUUGAGAGAAAAUCUUGCAGUGGCCAAGAUGAUUCCUUGUCUCAGUUAAGGUCUCCGGUAAGAAAGAGGAGAACACAUAGUGUUAAUGGGCAAGCUGAAACUGAAGGUUUCAUCAAUCCAGCAAUUGGAAAAGAAAGAAACAGUAAAUGCAAACCAGUGACUAGACGAGAAGUGGUACAUGGAGCUUGUAGUGUAGAUCAGACAUGUUCUAAAAGCAGAUCAACGUGCCGAGAAACUGGUAAGGGAGCCAAGGAAAAAAAUGAUACAGAUAUUAUUUCUUUCACAUUCAGUUCUCCAUUAAAGCAAAAGCAUAGCAUUUCCACAGAACUGAAGGAUAAAAGAAAGGACCAAAAUGAAAGCAUUGCCCUCCAAAGAAGUGAAAUGAUGGAAAACCAUUAUGGAGAAAUAUCUUUGCCGAAGAACUUGCCACUAACAGGAGAUGCUUUAAGUGUUCUUUUGGUACAAAAGUUGAAGGAAUUGACUUCUCAAGAGGAGGAUGAGCAGAAAACUGGCUGUACUCUACCAAAGAGAUCAACUGCCAUGAUUCUGCAGGAGCUAAUUUCUGCUUUAACUUCAGGGAAGGCUAACUCUCGGAAUGGUCACCUUUUCAGUUCAGAUAUUGGUUCCAAGACUGAAGCAAAGGCUGAAGGGACUUUAGUCGGGUUUACUAGCCAUGGUGAUCAUUUUAGCCCUGGUUCUGUUCUUGAAGCUUCAUUUUCGAACGAUAGUUGUGUUUCCAGCAGCCUUGACGAAAGCUUAGGACAUAGGUUACAACCAGAUUCCAUGGGUUACUUGUACAAUGAACCACAACCAAUGGAACCCGAUGCGGAUCUUCUGGAUUCUGCAACUUCAUUGGACAAAGUGACAAAUGUUAGUGAGAUGAUCAUCGAUCUUGUCCACCGAAUAUUUGUUUUGAUGCAUGUUGUCAGUAACUUUGCUUUUGGAUUAUCCGAUGACAAGCUUAUCCAUUGUAAGGAGGUUAUCUUAAAAGCUGAACUGUUGUUUGGAAAUUUGACUCCCUGGGAUUUGGAUGGGACAGAUGAUUUUUUCUUGGCACCCUAUAUACACGAAGAAGUUGAAACUCUUGUAGCUGCCAUGGGGGUAGAUUUUAAGUCUGUUCUUGGUAUCGAACAGAUCAAAGAAAACUAUCAGCUUAGAGGAUUUCUUUUUGACUGUGCAAUAGAGUGUAUAGAUUCCAAAUACAGUCGUUAUUGUAACUCCGGAUUCAGAGCAUGGAGAAGUCUUCCAUAUUGCAUGAACUCAGGAAAGCUGAUUCGAGAUGUUGCAGAUGAAGUUAGAAAGUGGACAAAACUGGCUGGGAUGGUGCCUGAUGAACUAAUAGAAUGGGAGAUGAGUUAUUCACUUGGGAAAUGGACAGAUUUUGAUAUCGAGGCAUACGAAACUGGUGCUGAAAUGGGCUGGGAUAUUGUUCAAACUUUAGUUGACGAAAUGGUAGACGACCUGGUUUCCUCUUGAAUUGCAUACAUGCCGCAUGAUCUGGUGCUGAAAUGGGCUGGGAUAUUGUUCAAACUUUAGUUGACGAAAUGGUAGACGACCUGGUUUCCUCUUGAAUUGCAUACAUGCCGCAUGAUCUGUGAGUAUCUUUUGUAAAUCAUGAUGACAUGCUAUCUCACUAAAUUAUAUUUUCCAUUUCUGAUAAAAAAACAAGCUGGUAAAUUUGUAAAAAUGGGUCAUAGAUGGGAACCAUGUUACUCUGACUUUUUCAUUCCCCUCGAAUUAUCUGUGUCCCGAGUAACAUAGGAAGGGAUGGAGGAUGGUAUUUCUGCUCGGGGCCAUUGGAGUUAUUGUAUAUUGAGCAUUUGUACCUGUAUAAUCUUUCAUCUUCAAUGUAACUUUUAACUCUUCUGUAACAAA